Molecule: messenger RNA, 634 nt
Organism: Paramecium sonneborni
Lineage: Eukaryota; Ciliophora; Oligohymenophorea; Peniculida; Parameciidae
Source: the annotation of a GenBank genome assembly
CUUUGAUGAGUGAUUAACUAAAUUUUAAUCUAAAAUUGUAUAGAGAAAGACUAAGUGAUAAGUACUCAAGAAACUCAUCAAAUACAAAUAUAGGAUAAGACAAUUAAUUAAAUAGUCAAAGAAAAUCGUUUAAGAAAAAGUAAUUAUUAAUUUAAUAUUAGUGCUCCAACUCUCGACUCAAUAUCAAGUAGAUUGUAGAAUUGCAGUGGAAAUAAGAUAAAAACAGAUUCACGUGUUUGCUCUCCAAAAAACAUUUCAUCUCCUGUAACUGUUAAUGGAAUGUAAUAGAAGUAAAAAUAAAAUUUAUUUAAGAAUUAAAUCCAUAACAACUUCACCUUAAUAAUUUGUAAAUAAUAAUUUUGGACACCCUAUAAGUAGUCCUAAAUAAGUAGUUACAUAAUUUUAAGGCUUUUACUAAUCUCCAAGAGCAUAAACUGAUCGCAAUGAGAUUUAAUCAAUUAAAAGAUAUAACUCAAAUAAUGAUAUUACUGAUAUGAUACCUUUCCAUGAUUUAGUUAAUAUGAGAAAUAAACUAGAAAAUUGUGAUAUAAAUGCUGCAAAUAUAUCACCAACAUAUCUUAGCGAAAUAGUGAAAUUAGCACAUGUCAUUAAUACAUAAUUAUAGAAAAAGUGA